Molecule: messenger RNA, 528 nt
Organism: Amoebophrya sp. A120
Lineage: Eukaryota; Dinophyceae; Syndiniales; Amoebophryaceae
Source: the annotation of a GenBank genome assembly
AUGUUGAGCGAAGAAGAUGUUAAUGCUAUGCCCGCCUGGAGUGUCGUGUAUAUGGAACAACAUCAGCAAAUGACUCUGCGUGUAGUUGUUUCACAGCUUCUGGGAGCGAGUGGCACUAAGGCCUUCUUCACCGGAGCAGUGCCUCCAAAGACCCUGGCGCCAAGAAAGGAUGAGCGCAUCCUCACGGAACUGAGGGACGCACGAGGGACGCUCCUUAAAACGGAAAAAAGUAUGAUGAGCAUGCAGCAGAGCGUUGCAAAAAACCCACACAAGAACAUCAAACAAGUAGUAAAACAUAAUGAAGUCUUCGAUGCUGCGACUGCGUCGCCACCGCUAGUAGAAGCGUCUUUCGUAAUAUCGCAACCACGAAAACUUCCUUCUCCCAUCCGGUUGAACCAACGGCCUGCCGCGGAAGCGCCCGCCGACACCUGGGAGAACAAGCUCAUUCCAGACAUCCGGGGUCGGCAUUUUUUCUCUCCACGCAUGAGUCGGCGGUAUCUUCAUCUCGGAACAAGGUUUAUUGUUUAA